Molecule: messenger RNA, 369 nt
Organism: Monoraphidium neglectum
Lineage: Eukaryota; Viridiplantae; Chlorophyta; Chlorophyceae; Sphaeropleales; Selenastraceae
Exons: 2
Coding region: 1-369 (122 amino acids)
Source: RefSeq, a predicted model, not a curated record
AUGGUGGUAGCAAAAAAGCAGCAGCAGCAGCAGCAGCAGCAGCAGCAGCAGCAGCAGCAGCAGCGGCGGCGGCGGCGGCAGCAGCGGCAGCAGCGGCGGCGGCAGCAGCAGCAGUGGCGGCGACGGGGGCCCACCACGCUGGCCAGAAGCGUGUUGUGCAGCGGAACCUCCCGUACGGUGACGUCAGCGACGGGGUCGGACGGCGGCGCCGACGCCGCGCUCACGAGCAGCUGCCGCGGGUCGUCGCGUGCGUUGGCAGCGCGCGCGGACUCGAAGAUGAGGGCGCCGUCGCCGCCGUCCUUCAGCAGCGCCAGGCGCACGCCCAUUGUCACGUUGGUAGCGCGCCACAUGAAGCGGGUGCCGCUCUGA